Molecule: messenger RNA, 3106 nt
Organism: Varanus komodoensis (Komodo dragon)
Lineage: Eukaryota; Metazoa; Chordata; Lepidosauria; Squamata; Varanidae
Product: zinc finger protein 665-like
Exons: 6
Coding region: 438-2822 (794 amino acids)
Biological process (GO): regulation of immune system process; negative regulation of transcription by RNA polymerase II; regulation of cytokine production
Molecular function (GO): RNA polymerase II cis-regulatory region sequence-specific DNA binding; DNA-binding transcription repressor activity, RNA polymerase II-specific
Source: RefSeq, a predicted model, not a curated record
UAGAAAAGUAUGAAAUAAAUAAAUAAAUAUUGUGGGAUAAGGGGAAAAGUAGCUGUUUGGUUCAUAAUAUAGAUUCGGAGACUUUUCCGAGGACUUAAUUCUUGGCAUGUUUAGACAGACACAAGUACCGCGGCGACUGUGCCUACCAGGUUGUGAUGUUUAUUUAUUUUAUUUAGUUAUUAAAACAUUUUUAUGCCUCCCCAUUCGCCGAAGCCUCGGGGCGGCUUACAACAUGUUUGCCCCGCUUUCUUUCAGGAUGAAGACCUAGGCACUAGCUGGAAUCCCCCACUUACGGAAUCCCAUGCUGCUUUCAGGGUGUGAAUAUUUUCCAAGCAGAAGCGCUUGGUUUUCCAAAAUGUAGACGGCCUGCUGAUCUGGGAACGCUUUGUCUUAAGAAGAAAAGAAAGAAAGGGGAAGAAGCAGGACGGGGACCUUUGAUGGGGGCUGCUUUGGAGCAUGGCUCGAAAAUGGAAGAGCCAGAUUCUGUGGGUCCGGAGGAUGGAAGAGACCCUGAUGCCUUCCUGGCUGAGGGUGGGGGUGAAUUCUGGGAAAGGACCAUCCAGGAGAUCCUGGGCGAGGAGGACGCCCUCCGCUUGGAUACCGAGUGCCAGCACUUCAGACAUUUCCAGUACCGAGAUGCCGAGGGGCCCCGAGAAGUUCGCAACCGGCUCCACCACCUCUGUAUUCAGUGGCUGAAGCCAGAGCAACACACGAAAACUCAGAUCCUGGACUUGGUGAUCUUAGAGCAAUUCCUGGCUGUCCUUCCCCCGGAGAUGCAGAGCUGGGUGAGGGGAUGUGGGCCGGAGACCAGCUCCCAGGCGGUGGCCCUGGCCGAAGGCUUCCUCCUGAGCCAGGUAGAGGAGAAGAAGCAGGAAAAGCAGCAGCCCAGCCUACUUUUAUCUGCUGCUCCACCUUCUGCCAGAAUGAAGCCACGGGGAGUUUCUUCGACGCAGGAUUCGGCCCAGGGUCAGAAGACCUUCCGGCACCCCUAUGACAAGACAGCAAAAGCUCCACCAGCCACCAGGCAAGGAUCGCUCUUCCGGUGGCUCCUGGAGGAGUUUGACCAAGCGGCCACUUUCCUGGGGAAUGGAAUGACAUCAGGGGUCCAUUCGCAAUGGCCUCCGGCAUGCGCUGGAGCAGAGACCUCUGUGGUGCAGCCCGAUCAGGGCCUGGUGACCUUUGAGGACGUGGCGGUGUAUUUCUCUGACCAGGAAUGGGCAGUGUUGGAUGCAGGCCAGAGAGCCCUGCACGGGGAAGUCAUGGACGAAAACCUCAGGAAUCUGGCUUCUCUGGCCCUGUUUGCAGCUGCCAUGGAACGCGGAUUGGAAAUGGAAGAGCAAAACUCAUCUGAGCCAGAAGUGGAAAGAAACCCUGAUGCCUUCCCAGCUGAGAAAAGAGAGGAAUUCUGCAAAAGAAUCAUGCAGGGGGUCCUGGAUGACGAUCAGCGGGGCAGGAAAGAUGAAGGCGAUCCAUGCAGGAUGUUGUUAGAAACAGCCCAAUGUAGAAAGGUUGAAGAGCAGCACGCAUCAGCUGAUGCUAAAGAGGAAAAGCAGGAUGGAAUUUGUGCUUCACUGGGAAAUGUUGUCGUCUGUGAAAUCCCAGUCCAAGAAAUUACACAUGAAGGAGAAGCAAGAAUUCAGUGCCUUGUGUGUGGGAAACAAGUCAGUGAUCCAUCCAACUUUAAUCUUCUUAUGAGGACUCACCCAGGAGACACAUCUCUCAAAUGCUAUGAUUGUCAAAAGUUCUUCAGGAUUAAGAAACAUCCCACUUCUCAUCAAAGAAUACACCCAGUGGAGAAACCACUCACUAGUUUGAAGUGCGGAAAGAGCUUCUGUUGGGCUGAGUCACUUACUUUAUAUCACUGUGCUCACAUGGGAGAGAAGCCAUUUAAAUGCUUGAAGUGCGAACAGACUUUCCUUGGGACAACACAUUUCACUCCUGAUCAUGUAACCCCUACAAGGGAGAAACCAUUUAAAUGUUUGCAGUGUGGAAAGAGCUUUAUUCAGAGCUCAAACCUUCUGUCACACCAAAGAAUCCACUCAGCAGAAAAACCAUAUAAAUGUUUGGAGUGUGGAAAGAGCUUUCGAUGGAACUCCCUGCUUAUAACACACCAAAGAAUCCACACCGGGGAAAAACCUUUUCAGUGCUUGGAGUGUGGAAAAAGCUUCAGCCGGAGCUCACAUCUCAUGGCGCACCAGAGAAUCCACACAGGGGAGAAACCUUUUAAAUGUUCGGAGUGUGAAAAAAGCUUUGGUCAGAGCUCACAACUUAUGGCACACCAGAGAAUUCACACAGGGGAGAAACCUUUUAAUUGCUUGGAGUGUGGUAAGUGUUUCACUCAGAGUUCACAACUUAUGGCACAUCAAAGAAUCCACACAGGAGAGAGACCAUUUAAAUGCUUUGAGUGUGGAAAGACUUUCCCUGUUGAGAGAUACUUCACUUCCCAUCAAAAAAUCCACACAGGAGAAAAAACUUUUAAUUGCCGGGAGUGUGGGAAAAACUUUAGUCAGAACUCACAGCUGAGGGCUCACCAAAGAAUUCACACGGGGGGGAAACCAUUUCAGUGCUUGGAGUGUGGAAAGACUUUUCGUUUUGGGAGAUACCUCACUUCUCAUCAAAUAAUCCACACAGGGGAGAAACCAUUUAAAUGUUUGGAGUGUGGAAAGAGCUUCAAUCGGAGUUCACACCUUGUGGAACACCAAAGAAUCCACACAGGGGAGAAACCUUUUAAAUGUUCAGACUGUGGAAAGAGUUACUUUGGGAAACAUUCUCUUAUCGAACAUCAAAAAAUUCACACAAGGAAAAAUGGAGUAGGAGUUUAGAAUGCGAAAAGAGCUUCUGUAUGGCUAACUCUUUAAUGUUUGCAUGGCACAGUUGUCUAAAUUAUGGUUUGGAGAAGUUUUGACCUAGUAUGGCUGGUCCAAAGCCCUGCUUAAUUUGUGGAAUGAGCUGAGCAGUUGACACAAUUGCUACUGGGCGGAUACAGUAAAACCUUGGAUUGUGAGCAUAAUUCGUUCUGGAAACAUGCUUGUAAUUCAAAGCACUUGUAUAUCAAAGCAAAUUUCCUCAUAAGGUUCAAUGUAAAUAAGGUUAAUCCGUUCUGUAA